Molecule: messenger RNA, 1817 nt
Organism: Zeugodacus cucurbitae (melon fly)
Lineage: Eukaryota; Metazoa; Arthropoda; Insecta; Diptera; Tephritidae
Gene: Rad17
Product: cell cycle checkpoint protein RAD17
Exons: 5
Coding region: 134-1612 (492 amino acids)
Biological process (GO): mitotic DNA replication checkpoint signaling; DNA damage checkpoint signaling; DNA repair
Molecular function (GO): chromatin binding
Source: RefSeq, a predicted model, not a curated record
UGUGAAAUACCAUUAUGAUCUAUACCUUUCAUCUCUAAUGUCUUAAUUUUGUUAAACAUUCAAACUUGACACUUUGCACUAAAUUCGCGCUAAUUAAAAAUUCUAAUUAGUUAACAUAAAAUGUUUGUCAGCAAUGAAGCCGGCUACACGUAAACGUGCUUGGAAUAAUUCGGCGUUUGCUUAUCAAUCCAAAUUUGACGUAGUUCAAACUGAUAAUGCUGCUCCGGUGAAGGAAAGUGACAUUGCUAAUGAUGAAGAAACUUUUGAAAAGAACAAAAUCACACACAAUAAUCCGCAAACAUCAAAAACUAUUUCCAUAUCGUCCAAAAGUAAUUCCAAUUGGAUUGAUAAAUUUGAACCAAGAACAUGUGAGGAGGUUGCUGUGCAUCCGAAAAAGUUGUCUGAAUUGAAAGACUGGCUACUGCAUUGCGAGGCCGUGCACAAACAACACCCUGCACAAAUUUGUCUCCUUACCGGACCAUCCGGUUCGGGUAAAACUGCAGCUGUACGUGCAUUGGCACGUGCACAUAAAUAUGAAUUGCAAGAAUGGAUAAAUCCAGUAGACCGUGAUAUGAUUAAUACGUUAGGGGAUCAGACGAGCAGUUAUACCGGUUCACAGAUAGAUUUUUUCAAAUCAUUCCUAUUUCGUUCGUCUCGUUAUAAAUCGUUACUGGGCAGCCAAAAACGACUUGUGCUAGUUGAGGAUUUCCCAAAUAUGUUACUAUCCAGUAUCGACGUAUUUGAAAGUAUUCUGGACGAAUUUUCAAAGUAUGGAAAAGCGCCACUUUUGUUCAUCGUAGCCGAUUCCAAAAGUCGUUCCUUAAACAUAAGCUAUAACCUUUUUACCGAAGAGUUAAAAAAUAAGUACCACAUCAAUCAUAUCAGUUUCAACCCGAUUGCGGUCACUUUACUACAAAAAGCAAUGAAAAGAUUUUGUGCGUUAAUGAGAGAGCAACAGUUCGCCGAUACUUACAAAGUGCCUACGGAGAACGUCAUAGACUCAAUUGUAUUUGCAGCGCAAGGUGAUAUACGUAACGCACUAAUAAAUCUACACUUUGCUUCUUUAAAAGGAGCAGGCGCUUUGCCUACAGAGCGUGUGGAAGCCUGUGAAGUGAAAGGAAAAUCUAAAAAGAAAUUAUCCACAUUAAAAACAAUACGUCGCGAUGAGUCCGUUACAAUGCUGCAUGCCUUGGGAAGAGUCUUCAAUCCUAAACGUUUGCCCGGCGGUACUUUCACGCACAUACCAGAAGAUAUAAGCGAUAGUUUUGCAACGGAACCAAAACGAUUUAUUGAUCUUAUACACGCAAAUUAUGUCGCACAUUUCAAGGAAAUCGAACAUGUAGUUGAGGCAGCGAACUCCUUGAGCAUCGCCGACAACAUUAUUACGGAAUAUCGUGAAGAAUCACUAUCACUGACCGCGCUUAAUAUAGCUGUGCGCAGCAUUAUGCAAGCGAAUGAGAGUCCAGUUAGUGCCUGGUUGCCCAUACGUGCACCAAAGCGUAGUCAACUGGACCUUUGUAAAACCCAAAAAAUAUCCGGCGUAUCUAAUAGCUUAUAUGCUACCGAUUAUCGUAGCUAUGUGCAAAUCAUUAAUCGGUCCACCAAAAACUGAAUACAACAAACGAUAAAAUAAUAGAAAUAUUAGUUUAUUUAGUUUGGUAAGAAUCUUAUUUAUUAAUAUAGAAGGGGGUUUAAGUUUCUUUUUUUUUUUAAUAAUGUAUCAAUGUAUACUGUAUGCUUUACUGUUAGUUAAUGAUUUGUGUUACGAUUGUUAAAUAUUUUUGAAUAAACUUGACUCGUACAUACACACAAGUAAA